This is a messenger RNA of Trachemys scripta elegans, 6193 nucleotides long. RefSeq names its product synaptotagmin 7 (gene SYT7). Gene Ontology annotation, cellular component: synaptic vesicle; synapse; membrane. Gene Ontology annotation, molecular function: calcium-dependent phospholipid binding; calcium ion binding; SNARE binding. The transcript has 13 exons. The coding region runs from base 157 to 2205 and encodes 682 amino acids. Lineage: Eukaryota; Metazoa; Chordata; Testudines; Emydidae. Gene Ontology annotation, biological process: regulation of calcium ion-dependent exocytosis; cellular response to calcium ion; calcium-ion regulated exocytosis. The record is from RefSeq and is a predicted model, not a curated record.
CGGCUGCCCGCCCGGCUCCCCGCCGCCUGCGGCUGAUGCUCGCUGCCCCCCAGCUGCCCCGAGCCCGCCCGUGUGGACCGUACAAAGCCCGCAGCCCGCGCCGCUGUCUGGGGACUGUCUUGCCCGGGAGGAGCCCGCGGCUACCAGGAAGGGACCAUGUACGUAGACCCGGAGGCUGCCGGCAAAGGAGUGCCCUCCCGCGAUGUCCUCCUGGUCUCAGCCAUCAUCACCGUCAGCCUUAGCGUCACCAUCGUCCUGUGCGGGAUCUGCCAGUGGUGCCAGCGCAAACUGGGUAAACGUUAUAAAAAUUCCCUGGAGACGGUGGGGACCCCGGAUUCCAGCCGAGGGCGCAGUGAAAAGAAAACCAUCAAUGAUCUAGACAGAGACUUUUGGAAUAACAAUGACAACACAGUGCAGCAGAAAUGGAGCUCCUACCCUCCCAAGGAGUUUAUACUAAACAUUUCACCUUACGCCCCAUACGGUGAUCCACGACUUUCCCUCAAUGGCUCUCUGCUGUCGGGCGCUAAGUUGGCCGCCUCUUCCGCUUCGGGGUUGGCGGGGGAGCGAGAAGGACGCCUGGGGGAGAAGCAGCAGCUACGAGAGGACGGCAUGAAGAGCAGCCUGUCUGCCCACAGCGAGCCCAGCAAUGGGAAGGCGGGGAGAGGCCGAUGGCACGCGGUGCAGAGCCACCUAGCAGCAGGGAAGCUCAGCCUAUCCAAUUUCGAGGACUCCACCAUGUCCACAGCCACUACCCUUGAGUAUAUCCCCACCUCAGCAGGAGACCCGAAAUGCCAGCGUCCCCGCACGCUGAUGCGCCAGCAGAGCCUCCAGCAGCCGCUUAGCCAGCACCAGAAAAGCAACCAUAGCCAGCCCACCACCAGCCAGAGCCUGGGGCACCUACAGUCUCACACCAGCACCUCUUCCAGCGGCGGCAACCCCCGGGGCCGGAGUGGCCAGUCACGGCAAGGGGUCUCGGCUGGCUCCAAGCACCGGACGGCUGGCGGCCGGAGCCGCUCCAACCCCGGGAGCUGGGACCACGUGGUGGGGCAGAUUCGCAACCGAGGCUUGGACGUGAAGUCCUUCCUGGAAGGCCGGAUGGUGGUGUUAUCCCUGGUUCUGGGACUCUCGGAACAGGACGACUUUGCCAAUAUACCCGAUCUGCAAACCGCUGGGAACCAGCAGGCGCAGAACUCUCAGGGGGACAAGAGGUUGCCGUCUGGAGGCAAGAUGGUGAACACAGCCCCUAUGCCCGGGCAGACCCAGCAUGAUGAGUCUGACCGCAAAACGGAGCCUCGCUCGUCUGUCUCGGACCUGGUGAACUCCCUGACCAGUGAGAUGCUAAUGCUCUCCCCAGGCUCUGAAGAUGAUGAGGGACAUGACAGCUCCAGCAGGGAGAACCUCGGCCGAAUCCAAUUCAGCGUCGGCUACAACUUCCAGGAAUCCACUCUGACUGUCAAGAUCAUGAAGGCUCAAGAGCUGCCAGCCAAGGACUUCAGCGGCACCAGUGACCCUUUCGUCAAGAUCUACCUGCUGCCUGAUAAAAAGAACAAGCUGGAGACCAAAGUGAAGAGGAAGAACUUGAACCCGCACUGGAACGAGACCUUCCUCUUCGAAGGUUUCCCAUACGAGAAGGUGGUGCAGCGGGUGCUGUAUCUCCAGGUUUUGGACUAUGACCGCUUCAGUCGCAAUGACCCCAUCGGAGAGGUGUCCAUUCCACUCAACAAGUUGGACCUGACCCAGAUGCAGACAUUCUGGAAGGAGCUGAAACCCUGCAGUGAUGGGAGCGGAAGUCGGGGAGAACUCCUCCUGUCCCUUUGCUACAACCCUUCUGGUAACUCCAUCGUUGUGAAUAUCAUCAAAGCACGGAAUCUGAAAGCCAUGGACAUCGGGGGGACGUCAGACCCUUACGUCAAGGUGUGGCUGAUGUACAAGGACAAGAGGGUGGAGAAGAAGAAGACGGUGGUAAUGAAACGGUGCCUGAACCCAGUCUUCAAUGAGUCCUUCAUCUUUGACAUCCCCACCGAGAAGCUGCGAGAGACAACCAUCAUCAUCACCGUCAUGGAUAAGGACAGGCUGAGCCGGAACGACGUCAUUGGCAAGAUUUACCUGUCCUGGAAGAGUGGCCCCGGCGAGGUGAAGCACUGGAAGGAUAUGAUCGCCCAUCCCCGGCAGGCCGUGGCACAGUGGCACCAGCUGAAGGCCUGAGCGGCAGCGGCUAAGAAUUCUGUCUGGCUUUCACCGCUCCGAGUCGACGUUUCUUGGCCAUGCUCUCACUACUUUAUGCACAACAGAGGCACCUGGGGAUCCCCCUAGGGGACGAGCUCGGGGCUGACAAGGAGCUGAGGGUCUGAAGUUGGCGACGUUUCCAAACUCUGGGAAGCAGCGUUGGCUGCCCGCUGUGUCCAUGGGGCGCCCGGCACCAACAGGAGCACCUUUAGUGCCCAACUUCCUGCUUUAACCUUUCCUCCUGACUUGUUACACCGAGAGAGAGACGCCAGCCUGCUAGGUGGGAAGGAGCCUCGGCACUGGUUUGUUUUGCCCUGGAGGGCGGGGAAGUGGUGUUGGCGCGACUGGCUCCAUGAGGUGGUGAGAGGAGGAGACGCCUCCGCCACACGAGACUUCCUUCGAGUUCUUCCAGCCCAAGGCCUGUUGGGAGUGCUCCCCCGAGGAAGCCAGCAUCUCCUAGGGGGCGCGUGGGCCUAGGAGAGGGGCCGGCAAGGGGGACGUGCCCUCGGUCUCCUUGAGGUCAUUUAUUUUUAAUUCAAUAAAACUUGUAAGAGUAAUAAGAAUAAUAUAAGUAAUAGCGGCUAGAAUCCUGUCCCAGCCAGGACUGGGGGAAGCCGCGCCACUCCAACAGCCUCCUGUGCGUUUGCUGUGUGUGUGUAUAAGCGUGUUGUAAGUGUCACAUGUUUGCGUGCGGGCUACUCACGUCUCGCUCGCUCUCUCUCUCUCUGCCCUGCCUGGGAGCAACCCCUGAUCCCACAGGACAGUGGUGGUUCCAGUGCGGGAUGUGUUUUUUUUUAAUUGGCUGGUGCAUGGGGUUUGAAGGAACUGAUGCCACAUGGGGAGUGGGGCCAGUCUCUGCUGCCAGUCCAUGCUGGAUAGGGAGGGAGGCAGAAGGAGCUGCCCACCAGGCAGGGUCUCCCCUCAUGACCUUUCUGUGGUAUAUGGGAUUGGAAGCCAUAACAGAUGGAUCGGUAGCCAAACUGGGCUCGGCUUUAGGGCUAAUGAGAGCUUGACUGUAGUCACCUCCCUCUGGCUGGUGAUUGCCUCGUCCUGCUUGAACUGAGAGAAUGUCCCAAACCAGCUCCCAAACACUGCCACGCUCUCAGGCAUAUGGACCCCGAAACAGCCCACCCUCCAGCACCCAUCCCCCAACCUCACCCGAGACACCCCACACCCUCACCAUACACAGCCCACCCCUCCAGCACCCAUCCCCCAACCUGACCUAAGCCUCAGAGGUGCUGUCUGUGAAGGUCUCCCACUUGCUAUCUGUCUCCUCCUAGCUGUGGGGCUGGAUAUGGCCCCCCCUUCUCCUCAAUCCAGUAGUGAUGCGGCCCCAUGAUGGGAUCUCCUGGGUGGUCUGAGGUAGCAGGCGGCUAUUUCAUGGUGGCCCAUUUGAGCCCAAGCUGGGUGCCUCACUGGGCCAUGUCGGCUGCAGUGGCUGACUGGGCCCCAGGGAUGCUCUUUUCCCCACCCCCGCAGUUCUGGGCAUUGCUGCUCAUUUCCUGGCAGCGCGACACUGGGGCAAAGGGUCUGCACCUCGCCCACGAAUGGGCACAAAAUAACUAAUGUCGCCCAGAAGCCCUUGAGAAGCCUGCUAGGUGGCCAAAAAAGCCAGAGCCCUGGGCGCUGGGGCAUGGGAAUGCUGCGGACACAUCCCACCCAUGCCUGCCACCCACCAUUCCCCGCAAGCAGGAGGCCAGACUGGCAUAGCUGUGAGCGCACCGGUGCUGCUGCUACACCACUGCCUACACCGUCCCCUGAGGGGAGCAGCUUGCAUUGGCCUAGCCAGGAGCACCCCAUGGCCAGCACUCCCCAUAUGGCCCUGCCUGCUGCCCAGCACAUGACUCAGCUCCAGGGCUCUGACCUGCCCCAGUCCCUCCCCUGCCCCUUUAAAGGGACUGAUCCUCUCCAUCCGUCGGGCCUGAGCCUGGGGGGCGGUCAUGCUGAAUUAAGCAUCUGCUUCACUCAGCCAGCAAGGGACCCUGCUAGAGAGCUAGCUGGAAACUGCCCAUCUGGUCUGCAAGCCAGGGCUGGUGCUGUGCCAAGGGACUAAGAGCCGCUGAACAGGCACUUACACUCAGGCAAGGGCAAGAAGCCCUCAUUUAAUUCCCGCAGACCUUUUAAUCGGCACUGGCACAGGGAGGGGAGCCCAAGCCAUGGGCCUGGAGAGAGCAAACCAUAGGCCCUGCACAGCUGCAAAGCCCCCACCAGGGGGCACUGUAAGGCCAUAGGCAGAGCGGUGCUGGGUCUCUGGCUCCGGCUGAGCACCCUUGGAGUUACUGCCCAGGGGGCUGGCCAGGGAGCCCCGCAGAGACUAGGCGCUUCCAGAGUUGCCCCUCCCCGAUCAGCGCAUGGGAUUGGUCCCUGAUUUCCCCGCUGGCAGAAACACAGCGCUCAGGCCCUGAACUAGACUCAAGGCAGGAGACUGGUAUGUGCCAGCCAGCUCUCUCAUAUCCCUGGGCCAGUACAUCUGCCCCCUUGCUAUGCAUGGCCCUCUGGGACCCUCUUUCCAUGGCACCAUGGCUGCUCCCCUGCUGAGGCCUGGGCUCCUUACCAUUGUUCUGCAGCCCCACGUCGCUGCCUCCUCCCACCCAGCCAUUCCUCUCACUGGGGCCUCAUACAAUGGUUCACCGUCUCCACACAGCCCCCUGCCCCCCAAAAAAAGUAUUCCCCCCCCCAAGCUCCUGUCAUCAGUUCACUAUUCCCAGCCCCCCUCUGCCUCCCCCCACACACACUUUGCUCUGCCCACCAAGGGUGUGGUGAGUGCUGAGGCAGCUGGGUGGUGGAAUGGGUGCUGAGGCCAUUGGGUGGGAGGGUGGCUGCUGGGUAGGGCGAGUGGGGUAGAUGCAAGGGUGGUGUGGAUGAUAGAUGGGAGGGUGGAGGUCCUUGGGCUGGGUGCCAAGACUGUUAGAUGGGGGUUAGGGGUUAAGGGGUGCAGACCUGAUAGAGGGAGAGGGUGUCAGGGAUGGGUACUGGGACUGAUAGGUGCCUGGGGAUUCUGGAGGGGCAGCUGGGUGGAUGAUUGAGUUAGGUACUGAGACUACUGGGUAGGCUGGUGCCUGGGGUGGCUACUGGGUGGGUGAAUGGCGUGAUAGGGUGGAUGCUGGGGUGUCUCGGUGCUAAGUGGAUGUUUAGGUAUCAGGGCGGGUACUAGGGCACCUAGGUGGGGGGAAUGUGAGGGGGGAGUCCAGGGGUGCAACCAGGUAUCAGGGGCGCUCCCCUAGACCAAGGGAGUUCUGCAUUUAGUGGUGUCCAGGCUGCCUUGCUGCAUUCUUGCCCGGCUGGGUGGUGGAGUCACUUGGCAUGUUGCCCUGGGUGACGACAGCAUCUGUUCAGUUUCCCUUGUGAUGUUCUAGAACCCUCAGCGCUGGGGUGGGGAGCAGGGAACACUGUGUCCAUUGUUGGGUGAGAUCAUUAACGCCUACCUACCCGGCCAGCUGCAUCUCAUUAGCGGUCCUCACUUGGUCUGUGCACACGCUGUCCUCGCUUGACAUUGUCCGUCUCACUGGUCUUGCUCUAAUCUACCCUUUUUUAGAUGAGAUCACUGAAGAGAUUGUGAGAGGAUACCUUCGGUGUCAUGGAGAGUCCACGGGUUGCCUUGAUUCCUUUCAGUUUGUGGCAUGGAUGCUGCACUAGCCUUGCUGCCUGAUGAGCUCCUAGUGAUGGACAAAGGUCAGGUAUUACCAUGUUCCUUGUAGAUCUGCCAGCAGCCUUUGGAGCUGAGGACCUUGAGGGCUGGUUGACACUAUUGAAGAGCAUAGCUAGGGCUGAUGAGAUGGCUCUUGCAUCGGUCUGCUCGAGGCAGGUGGUGUUGGGCAAUUGCUUUACUGACCCAAGGGCAUGUUCAUGUGUGGCACGUUGCAGUUCCAUUAGGUCCUAUUCAGUUUGUGUGUGAGGCCACCAGAGGCAGAGGAGACUGAGACAUUACAGGCCACAGCAGUGUCAUCGUUAUGUCAGUGGCAGGUGG